Molecule: messenger RNA, 1884 nt
Organism: Cyphellophora europaea CBS 101466
Lineage: Eukaryota; Fungi; Ascomycota; Eurotiomycetes; Chaetothyriales; Cyphellophoraceae
Exons: 3
Coding region: 1-1884 (627 amino acids)
Molecular function (GO): oxidoreductase activity
Source: RefSeq, a predicted model, not a curated record
AUGGUCGUCGACCUGAAGCAGAAGUACGAGGAGGAGCGCCAGAAACGUCAGCAGCAAUCCAAGGGCUUGGGCCAGUUUUUUGGCCGGGAUCAUCAUGUCGAUUUUCUGACUGAAGAUCCCUGGAUACAAGCUGGCACGCCUGUGCAUAGGCCUGUGCCAAAUGGUGGCAGUUGCAAGAUCCUCAUCUUCGGCGCCGGGUUCGCCGGCUUGCUGGCUGCUGUCAAGUGUCUGGGUGCUGGCGCUGCCAAGAGUCCAGAAGACAUCCUCAUCGUCGACCCAGCUGGCGGCUUUGGCGGAACCUGGUACUGGAACAGUCCGAGAAUGAACAUUGAUCUAACUUCGACUGGUUAUGUCUACCUGCCACUUCUGGAGGAAACGGGAUACAUCCCCUCGCGAAGGUAUGCGGGUGGUGAGGAGAUUCGGAAAUAUGUCAACAUUAUCGCCAAGCAGUGGCAUCUGGAGGACAGGGCCAUGUUCCAAACGGCAGGUAAAAGUUGUUCGUGGGAUAACGAUCAUUGGGUUUGCGAGCUUGUGGAAAAGCCCAAAGGUCUAGCAGAACAAACGGUGAAAAUCCAUGCUGACUAUGUCAUCCUGGGUUCUGGUGGCUUCACAUAUCCAAAGAUCCCGAAUGUGCCUGGCAUGGGUUCAUUCAAGGGCAAGAUGCUGCACACGGGUCGCUGGCUUUACGAUGUCACCGGUGGCUCUCCAGAAAAUCCUGUGCUUGACAAGCUGAGAGAUAAGAGAGUGGCCAUCAUCGGCACUGGUGCCACGGCGAUUCAAGCGGUCCCUGAGCUGGGCAAGUACGCCAAAGAGCUUUAUGUCAUUCAACGCACACCAUCCGCUGUCGGUUAUCGUGGCAAUCGAGACACCGACAUGGAGGAAUGGAAGACGAAGAUUGCCACCAAGAAGGGUUGGCAAGCGGAGAGGAUGAACAAUCUCCAAGUAUUCACGGAGCAGGCGGCGGAUCUGCCGGAAGAGAAUCUGAUAAACGACGGUUUCUGUUCUAUGCCUUCGAUCUCCGGCACGUUCGGUGGGCCAAGUGACGUAAAAGCAGACGACAUGGCUCAGCAGGUUGAGUAUUUGCACAAGUUAGACGAUGAGCGAUCCAACGAGGUUCGAGCACGGGCGUUGGAAAUCGUCAAAGACCAGAAAACAGCUGAGAAGCUCCAGGCCUGGUAUCCAGGAUGGUGCAAGCGACCGACGUUCCACGACGAAUACCUCCCAACCUUCAACCUCCCCAGCGUCCACCUAGUCGACACCGACGGCAAGGGCCUAGAAUCCCUAACCGAAAACAGCAUCAAAGUCAACGGCCAAGAGUUCCCCGUCGACAUCAUCGUCUGGAGCACGGGCUACGGCAACCCGCUCACCGAAUCCCUAGCAGGCAAGGCCGAAAUGGCCGUCCGCGGCCGAACCGGCCAAGACAUGGAAGGCCUGAACAAAACCAUGGAUCUUAAGACCCUACACGGUUGCAUCACCCACGGCUUUCCCAACCUCUUCCACACCUCCCUGUCGCAAGCCGGCGUCGGCGUGAAUCAAGUCCAGCGCCUCGAGGAGCAGAGCAUCCACAUCGGCUACAUCAUCGCUGAGGCAGAGCGGAAGGUUGGGCAGGGCCAGAGAGCCAUCAUCGAGCCCACCGAGGACGCGUGCAACAAGUGGGGCGACGAGUUGGCGGCGGCGGCGCACCUGACGGCUGCCGUUCUGCAAUGCACGCCUGGCUACUUCACGCUGGAAGGCGACGCGGCACACCUUCCUCCCGAGGCAUUGGGCAAGUUGGCACGGACGGGUUUGUAUGGGCAGGGGUUCUUGAAGUAUGCUCGGACUUUGGACGGUUGGAGGACAAGUGGGAACCUAGAUGGAAUACAAGUUGCUGCUGCUGCUGCAUAG